UCCGUUCAACAGAUUCCCAUCAGCAGCAGCGUUGGAGUUCCACCGGUCCGACAACACAUGGAUCCCCAGUGAGAGGAGCGCGCAGUCCGGCCGGGGGGGUGUGCGAGGUCUGAUGGCGCUGUGCUCUGAGGCCUGUGUCUCGGGCUCAGGAGGAGAAUCCUCUGGGAGCGAGGCGGGUUCUAGCUGUCUUCAGUUUGGGGUGCGUUCCUAUCUGCACCACUUCUAUGAGGAGUGCUCGUCCUCCAUGUGGGAGAGAGACCCGGAGGAUCCGGGGCUCGCCCAGAACCAGAGGUCAACCCUGUGGUGGAACUCAGCAGUCUGGAAGGUGUCCUUGGCCCUGGGUCUCCUGAUCCUGGGUGCAGGUAUUGCCAGCCUGUCAGUGGGCUACUCCACUCCCCAUAAAAUUGAGUCCUUUGGAGAGGGGGACCUGUUCUUCCUGGACAGCCAGGCUGUCAGGUUUAACUGGGGGCUGCACCUCAGCAACGCAGCCGGGAUCGGGCUCUGCUGUUUUGGCUCGGCCAUGGCGACGAUGGGGGUGGUCUUUUGGAUCCUCCCCAGGGGCAACUUGAAAGAGAGGCUGUUCCACAGACCGGGGCAAGGGGAGCGGAGAGAAGAGUCAGGGUCAAAGUGGAAGGGAUUUAGGGAUCCCGGGGAUGUGGUCACUAAGCCGCCAGCUAUAGAGGGGAAGACACCCGUCACACUGUCAAAAGUGGAAAUUGUGCAGUCCACUUCUUAAAAAAUAUCACCCCUGAGCUACAUUGUGUACAGGCUUUUGUUCUAGUCCUGGGGACUCAUUUACCUGGUCCUAAAAUUGUUGUUAAAGUGUCAUUUUACCAUGCAAAUUGUUCAAAUGGAGGUUGUUUUGUGUUAUUACAGUUGGACCAAAAGGGGGUGGACACACCUGGAUUUAAAGGGUAAAACUAAUUCAUUCCCAUGGAAUCGCCAUUAAAUAAUCUGAGCAUAUGUUUCAUGUAGAGUUCAACUUUGACACUAUAAGGGAUGAGAGCCUGAGAGACCAAAAUAGAGCCAUUUAUCAUAGCUUAUUAGCUAUAUUGCACUAUCCACUUUUAUUUAACCGUCCUGCUCCACACAAGAGGAAUGACGCAGAGGAGUCAACGGUACAAAUAUGUAAUAAACUGUGUGAACUCAUUGUAGCCUAUGUCGACCAGGCUAAGCUAAUUGGCUACCUGACUGAAAGGAAGAUUGUAAGCUUGGAGAGCUUAACUGUGACGGGAUGAUGAGGGGAGGACCCAAAAGCAGAGUCGGAGCAGGCGAGUAGCACUUCAACAAAAAGUCUUUAUUACAGUCCACAAAAACACGGGGAGGGCAAGUCCAAGACACAGGAAAUCCAAAAAACACCAAAACCAAAGCAGAGCAGGGUAAGGCAAUCACAGGGGAUA
Molecule: messenger RNA, 1400 nt
Organism: Etheostoma spectabile (orangethroat darter)
Lineage: Eukaryota; Metazoa; Chordata; Actinopteri; Perciformes; Percidae
Gene: nrsn1l
Product: neurensin 1-like
Exons: 4
Coding region: 113-736 (207 amino acids)
Biological process (GO): nervous system development
Cellular component (GO): neuronal cell body; transport vesicle; neuron projection
Source: RefSeq, a predicted model, not a curated record